UUGUACCGAUUUGAACUUGUAAUAAAAUACAAGAACAUCUAAGUACAUUGCAUAGAUGAUUCUGAUGAAAUCUCCAUCUUGGUAUUCGAAACCAAGAUCCUUUGCUAUGGCCGGCCACAAAUUGUCUAGAGUGACACUUUGAUAGCCUCCAUCCUUUUCUACCAUAACAUAUAAAUCGAGUAAAUUUAUCUUUCUUCCGUCAUCCAACUGUGGGGGUAUCAUUCGUGUAGUAAUUUCCAUUUUUUCUUUAAGGAACCAACCCACCAUCGUUUCAAACUUUACUUCCAAAUCGUGCUUAUAUUUAAACACGAAAUCUCUGUCGUCAAUCAUGUCUAACAAGGCUUGACAGUCGGAGAAUUCUUUGAAUUCUAGUGCCCUUAUGAUCAUCCGACUCCAAUCAAACUCUUGUUCUUUCGAUACAUUCAAAUCUUCGAAAUAUGAAUUCAAGUAAUCUUGUUUGUACUUCUCAUUCAUAUCGUUCAGAUUUAAUACUUUCUGUCUCUCUUUUACCCCCAUUUCUUCUUCUUUGGUCAUUCCCGUAACAUCACUAAAAGUAUUUAACACGGGUGGACAAAACAUUGGGAAAAUUCUACAAGUAUCACCACUUUUCUUGACGGUAAAACCUUGUAGGGUGAGUUGAUUCAUACUUAAAACAUUUCUAUUCAAUUCGGGAGUAUACAGAACACUUUGUAUUCUUACAGUUUCGUUAUUGGAUUUGAUAUCCACAUUUCCUAUACCCCGUAUGAACAAGAAAUCAUUUUCACCGGUCUUUGUGUCAACCCCAAUUAAAUGUUUAAUCCUUUUAAAAACAUUUAUAUUUCCGGCGUAGUGAUGAGAGAACGAGUAACUAACAUACCAUAUGUCAUUCCACUGGCCAGCAUCCGUGCCAGUAACAAUCAUUUCGCCCCGAUCUCCUGCAUCCAUCCUUUGUGUUUGGAUUCCGGCGUUAAUCGCUUGAUUAACCAAUUGGGUUGCUUCAUCAUUUUCCUUUGAUUUACACGAGUAAAUCAAAUGUCCAGGCCGAUGACAAUAAAAACAUAACUUCACCUUUCGUUUGUGUUUCACCCCUUCAAGUUGUUCAUCUUCGCAGUGUUGGCACGGUAGCGUAGAAGAGGAUGUUCUUAUUUCCACAGGGAUUCUGGAAGUGGCUCUGAUACCACUUUGUUGGAGGCCCGAGACAUCAGUAUCAUUUGCAUAUGUAUUUGGAUUUGCAGCGGAAUUGAAUACGUAACUUGCAGGCAUGAUUAACAAGUGUGUAGAAUAAGAAAGAAUGAACGAUAAAGAGUACAAGAUGGACACUUUCUGAAUUGGAGGGAAAAUGUCUUGAUUCCGGAAUGGAUUGCCGGUGAUACCGUAUAUAUACAUAUUAUGUGUGGCGGUUAGUUAUGGCGGUAAACUGCCAUAAGACAGUUUGAAUUACCCGCUUUGGUUUAUGAUCCACACAUAUUUGACCCAUACUUAAUACAUGAUAAUUGUAACUUAAUAAAUACAUAAAACUAGAUAAUAAAGUUUAUAUAUUCUAACUAACAAAUUUCUCAUCCAAACUGUCUUACCUAGCGUUAGACAGUAACCACCUCGCAGGUAGCAUCCCUUCAUCUAUAGGCAAUUUGUUAGGCCUAACCACAUUUUCUUUAAGUGAAAACAACUUCACAGGCUUAAUUCCUGAAAGCAUUGGCAAGCUUCAAAACUUGCAAAUACUGGAUCUUGCCGCCAACUAUUUCUUUGGGGUUAUUCCAAGAUCUAUAGGAAACUUGUCACUUUUAACUAAAGUAGUAUUAGCUGAAAAUAGUUUGGAAGGCAGUAUACCCUCGACUAUUGGGAGUUGGAAACAGGUUAUACUUUUGGACAUUUAUCGAAAUAACCUAAGCGGGAGUGUACCUAAAGAGCUCUUUCAACUGACUUCACUUUCCAUAGGGCUAGAUCUGAGUCAAAACAAUUUGUCCGGAGUGAUUCCACAAGAGAUUAGCAAUCUGAAAGUCAUAGAAAUACUUGAUUUUUCUAUGAAUCGUUUAACAGGUGAACUUCCAAGUAGUUUAAGCAGUUGCAUCAGUCUUCAAAGCCUAAACCUUUCUGCCAAUAUUUUCUAUGGAUCAAUGCCAGAAUCAUUUAGUUCACUGAAAGGCCUCGAAUCGGUUGACUUGUCACACAAUAACUUUUCUGGGCACAUUGCAACAUAUCUGCAACAAAUUCCCAUGAAGCAUCUAAAUCUUUCGUACAAUAACUUUGAGGGUGAGGUACCUGUUAAAGGUGUUUUCACCAACACAAGUGCAAUAUCCGUCAUUGGGAACACCAGACUCUGCGGGGGAAUAGCUGACCUUCACCUACCCAAAUGCACAAGCACAACUAGCAACACCAAAAGACAAACUCGAAAGCUUUCUGUACGUGUUAUUGUAGCAGUUUCACUAUGUUCCACCAUUGCAGGUUUAGGUCUGUUGUCAUUUGUCUUGUUUUACUGUUGUAUAAAAAAGAAGAGAGAUAAACCAUCAGACGCAAGAUUGGCUGAAUCUUUUGAGAAGAUAUCAUAUGGAAGACUUUUUAAAGCAACUGAAGGGUUCUCUACAGAAAAUCUGAUUGGUACAGGUAGUUUUUCUUCGGUUUACAAAGGAGUUUCUGAUGAAAAUGGCUUCACUGUGGCAAUCAAAGUACUAAACCUUCUACGCCGAGGAGGUUUUAAGAGCUUUAUGGUUGAGUGUGAGGCCUUGAGAAACAUUCGUCACCGCAACCUGGUGAAGGUCAUAACAGCUUGCUCAAGUAUCGAUUUCCAAGGCAAUGAUUUCAAAGCUUUGGUGUACGAUUUCAUGCCUAACGGGAAUCUGGAGAGCUGGUUGCAUUCUGUAGAUCGUACCUUAGAUCUUGUUCAAAGAAUCAGUAUCAUCAAAGAUGUGGCUUGUGCUCUUGAUUAUCUCCAUUGUCAUUGUGGAAAUGUUAUCGUUCAUUGUGAUUUGAAGCCGAGCAACAUAUUAUUGGAUGCGGAUAUGGUUGCUCAUGUUGGAGAUUUUGGUCUGGCGAAAAUACUUUCCCUUGAAGAAGGUUCUUAUGCAAAUGCGAGUAGCUCAAGUAUCAUCAGAGGAACCCUUGGGUAUGCACCUCCAGAAUACGGGCUUGGAAAUGAAGUGUCAACCAGUGGGGACAUGUAUAGCUAUGGGAUCCUAUUGUUAGAGAUGUUGACAGGGAAAAAACCUGUUGAUCCAAUGUUUGAAGGAGGGCUAGGCCUGCAUUCCUAUGCUAGGAGGGCCUUGGCUGAUGGUUGUGUGCUUCAGAUUGUGGAUCCAGUGCUUCUAAGUGAGGAUGUCAAUGAAAAUUGUUUAAUUUCACUGGUAAAAGUCGGUGUGCAAUGCUCUUACGAGUCUCCACAAGAUCGAAUGGAUAUUGGGACUGUUAUUCAUGAGCUCUUCCGGACAACGUUUGCAAGUAGAUCUUAAUUUGCCAAACACCCACGAUGCAAGUGGUGCGACCUGAAAAGCUAGCUAGUUUUUGGUUUAAUAAUAUUGUUUUAAAUUGAAUAACUGAUGUUCGUGUGUGUGUGUGUGUGUGUGAACAUUGAUUUCUUAUCUAUACAUGUACUUGCUUUCUUCCAUAUGAAUCAAUAAACAAGAUAUGAUGUUUUUUGUGCAAAA
This is a messenger RNA of Helianthus annuus (common sunflower), 3617 nucleotides long. Its product is annotated as probable LRR receptor-like serine/threonine-protein kinase At3g47570. The transcript is spliced from 2 exons. Lineage: Eukaryota; Viridiplantae; Streptophyta; Magnoliopsida; Asterales; Asteraceae. Gene Ontology annotation, biological process: protein phosphorylation. The record is from RefSeq and is a predicted model, not a curated record. The coding region runs from base 2001 to 3422 and encodes 473 amino acids. Gene Ontology annotation, molecular function: protein kinase activity; protein binding; ATP binding.